AUGGAGGCUCUGUUAAAAAACCUCAAAAAGUACGUUGAGUGUUCGAUUUGCUUAGAAAGUUUCACCGAGCCGAAAACCAUAGCUUGUCUUCACACUUUCUGCUGUGAAUGUCUGAAGAAACACGCGCUUGUGAGUCAGAGAGAUGGUCAGUUUCGCUGCCCUGAAUGCCAGACACAAAUAGCCAUUCCCGAAGGAAACAGAUUCGAUCAGUUACCGACCAGUUUUCUGCACAACAGCUUAUUAAGCCUUCUCGCUUUUCAACAAAGUGGCAAUGGAAGUCAGAUCAGCUGCAAAGUUUGCACGAAAAAGAGCGCUCAAUUAAGUUAUUGUUUCGACUGCGAGAUGUUGCUUUGUCAAGAGUGUCUCCAGGCGCAUGAGAUGUUUCAAACUACAGCUUUCUCAGGACACAAGGUGACGUCGGUCAAACAGUUUCAAGUAGAAGAUUACGAAGCUUUGCUAAAGAGAAAGGCAUUCUGCGCUGAGAAGUACCACGAGAAAGAGGUAACAAGGUUUUACUGUCGCAUCUGCGAAACUUGUAUUUGUCAAAUAUGCUUAAGUAUGGAACACAAGACUCAUGAAAUAGAGUUGCUCGACAAGGCAGCCGAUGAAGAAAGAGCCAAAAUUUUGGCGGGAGUUGAGUCAAUAAAACGAAAACACCAAAUGUGCAGCGAUAUUAUCCCUCAAUUCGAAGAGACAGCCGCCAAUCUUGAAGCUAAUAUCGCAACGGCUAAACGCCAAGUGUCUCAAUCAGCGGAGGAAAUGAUCGCUGUGAUUCGCGAACGCGAGCGCGAGGCAAUUACCACGCUCGAGAACACACGCGUGUCACGAAUGCAGAAGUUGGAUGCUGUGAAGAAACAAGUUCAACAGCUAGGAAAACAGAUCAAACAAGCGGCAGAGUUUGCGAGUGAAUUGGUUCAGAGAAGUUCGAGUGCAGACAUAAUAGGAAAUAGAAAGAAUUUACAGGAACGAUUUGAAGAGCUUCGCAAAACUCAAAUGCCCGCCCUGCCUGUUGGUUCGUUUGUAAAGUUCGUGUCAACUUGUAAGCUAGAUACUUUGAGCCUAGGCAUAAUAAGAUCAACCGAGACAGACCCAAACAAAUCAACAAUUGAAGGACUGAAACAAACUUUCCAAGCUGGUAUUGAAGCAGAGAUUUCGAUUUGCCCAAAGACAAGCGAAGGACAGAUCAGCAACAAACAAUAUGAGGACCACAUAGAGGUUCAAGUGGAACCUGCUGACCAACUGGCCAGUUUGAUCAUCAACGAAAAAGCAGGCGGAAAUUACCAGGUGAAAUUUGUUCCUAAACUGCCGGGUGUCUACCACAUCUCAGCAAAGAUAAACGGUGACAGCCUUUCUCAAGGUCCCUUCACUAUCGAGGUACAGGAGCGAAAGCUGGAAGUUGAUGAUGAGUUACACUUGCAAAAUGAAACUCUGCAAAAGCCAACUGGUAUAGCAGUGAGCAGUAAAGGAUUAAUCGCCAUAGCAGACUAUGGGAAGAACUGUAUUCUAAUAUGUGAUAAAGAGGGAAACAUUUUGCGACAAGUGGGCUGCAAGGGAGAGACUCCUGGUCAGCUUCACUGUCCAACUGACGUGACAUUCAUUAAUGAUGAUGAGAUUCUCGUGGCAGAUGAAUUGAAUCACCGAGUACAGCAGUUCAACGUGCACUCGGCGCAGAACUUUGUGAACAGUUUUGGACGGUAUGGGAAUGGAGAUGGGAAUUUUCAGUAUCCAACAAGAGUUUGUAUGGAUGAUGAACGACGCAUAAUUGUAUCUGACUUUAACAACCACCGCGUUCAGGUUUUGACAAGGGAUGGUGUACCCAUGUUGAUAUUUGGAGAUAGCGGCCCGGAAAAACUUAACAAUCCUGUGGGCUGUGUUUGUUACAAAAACAUGUUUAUAGUUGCUGAUAGUUUUAACAGCUGUUUGAAAGUAUUUAAUUCUUCAGGGAACUUUUUGCGUAAGAUUGGAGGAAAAGGCAAUGAAGACGGACAGUUUUUAAGGCCGUAUGGAGUGUGUGUAGACCAACAUGGAAAUAGUUUGGUCAGUGACAAAGACAGUGGUCACGUGCAACAGUUUACUAUAGAGGGUCAUUUUAUUGGGAAAACUGUUACUAAGUUAACAUGGCCAUGGGGUAUGGCUACAAUGCCUGAUGGUCGUAUUUUAGUUUGUGACUUCAGUGUCGGAAAGGUUCUUUUCUUGAAAUAA
Messenger RNA from Porites evermanni, 2202 nucleotides. NCBI's taxonomy places the organism in Eukaryota, Metazoa, Cnidaria, Anthozoa, Scleractinia, Poritidae. The record is from the annotation of a GenBank genome assembly.